This is a messenger RNA of Pistacia vera, 3681 nucleotides long. RefSeq names its product ubiquitin-activating enzyme E1 1. The record is from RefSeq and is a predicted model, not a curated record. The coding region runs from base 216 to 3488 and encodes 1090 amino acids. Gene Ontology annotation, molecular function: ubiquitin activating enzyme activity. Gene Ontology annotation, cellular component: nucleus; cytoplasm. Lineage: Eukaryota; Viridiplantae; Streptophyta; Magnoliopsida; Sapindales; Anacardiaceae. The transcript has 7 exons. Gene Ontology annotation, biological process: DNA damage response; ubiquitin-dependent protein catabolic process; protein ubiquitination.
AAACAAUGCAAAUCCACAAAUACCCCUCCGUCUCCAUCUCCAUAUAUCAUCAUCACACAACCCACGCAUAAGUAAGACUAAAAUUACUCUCCAAGUAAUCCAUCUCCUCUCCAUUUCAAUUUAACAACUAAAAAUCAAUUUCUUAAAUUCUACUUCUUCUCCCCCACAGAUUCUAUUCUUCUCUUAAUCACAGUCCUAAUCGCUUACUGCACUAUAUGCUUCCUAGAAAGAGAGCCAGUGAAGGAGUGGUUGUUGUCAACGAAACCGAAGAAGAACAAACUCUAAACAUUUCUAGCGAUAACGAUAACGCCUCGUCUGUUAUUAAGAAGCAUCGGAUCUCUGAAUCAACCCCCGCUGAGACUAACAACGCCGUUAUUUUGGACGACAGUAGCAACCACAGUACCAGUACCACCCUAGCUGAAAUCCCGAUCAUGGCCCUUGGCGAUUCCAAUCAGACUGACAUCGAUGAAGAUCUGCACAGCCGUCAGCUGGCCGUGUACGGUCGCGAGACGAUGAGACGACUUUUCGCUUCCAAUAUCCUCGUCUCCGGGAUACAGGGCCUUGGUGCCGAGAUCGCAAAGAAUCUUAUUCUUGCUGGUGUCAAGUCUGUGACCUUGCAUGAUGAAGGGACAGUGGAGCUGUGGGAUUUGUCCAGUAAUUUCAUAUUUUCAGAGAAUGAUGUUGGUAAGAACAGGGCUCUUGCCUCUGUUCAGAAGUUGCAGGAGCUCAAUAAUGCGGUUAUUAUUUCUACCUUAACAACAAAGUUGACCAAAGAACGACUUUCUGAUUUCCAGGCUGUUGUAUUCACUGAUAUCAGUCUUGAUAAAGCCAUUGAGUUCAAUGACUACUGUCAUAAUCAUCAGCCACCCAUCUCUUUCAUCAAAGCAGAAGUUAGAGGCCUUUUUGGCUCCGUGUUUUGUGACUUUGGUCCUGAGUUUACAGUUUUUGAUGUUGAUGGAGAGGAACCACGCACAGGCAUUAUUGCAUCCAUUAGCAAUGACAACCCAGCCCUAGUUUCUUGUGUUGAUGACGAAAGGCUCGAGUUUCAGGAUGGGGAUCUUGUUGUGUUCUCUGAAGUUCAUGGAAUGACACAGCUUAAUGAUGGGAAACCAAGGAAGAUAAAAAAUGCAAGGCCAUAUUCGUUCACUCUUGAGGAAGACACCACAAAUUAUGGUACCUAUGUUAAAGGUGGUAUUGUCACGCAGGUGAAGCAGCCCAAGUUGUUGAACUUUAAGCCACUAAGAGAAGCUAUCAAAGACCCUGGUGAUUUUCUUCUGAGUGAUUUCUCCAAAUUUGAUCGCCCGCCUCUUUUGCACUUAGCAUUUCAAGCACUAGAUAAGUUUGUCUCUGAGUUGGGUCGCUUCCCUGUUGCUGGUUCAGAAGAGGACGCUCAGAAGCUUAUCUCUGUUGCCACUAGUAUUAAUGAUAGCUUCGGAGAUGGGAAAGUGGAAGAUAUUAACCCAAAACUUCUGCGGCACUUUGCCUUUGGUGCUAGGGCAGUGUUGAAUCCCAUGGCUGCCAUGUUUGGUGGUAUUGUUGGACAAGAGGUUGUAAAAGCGUGCUCUGGCAAGUUUCAUCCUCUUUUUCAGUUCUUCUAUUUUGACUCAGUGGAGUCACUUCCUACAGAGCCUCUGGACUCCAGUGAGUUUAAACCUAUAAAUAGCCGUUAUGAUGCACAAAUUUCUGUGUUUGGGGCCAAGCUCCAGAAGAAACUGGAGGAUACUAAACUGUUUAUCGUAGGAUCUGGUGCUCUAGGAUGUGAAUUCUUAAAGAAUGUAGCGCUGAUGGGAGUUUCAUGUGGUGAUCAAGGAAAACUAACAAUCACUGAUGACGAUGUAAUUGAGAAGAGUAAUCUUAGUAGGCAGUUUCUCUUCCGUGAUUGGAAUAUUGGCCAGGCCAAGUCCACAGUUGCUGCUUCUGCUGCCUCAUCAAUAAAUCCUUGUUUAAACAUUGAAGCCUUGCAAAACCGUGUGGGUCCGGAAACGGAGAAUGUGUUUGAUGACAACUUCUGGGAGAAUUUAAGUGUCGUUAUUAAUGCUUUAGACAAUGUCAAUGCUAGGCUGUAUGUUGAUCAAAGGUGCUUAUAUUUCCAGAAACCACUUCUUGAGUCAGGGACUCUAGGUGCCAAAUGCAAUACUCAAAUGGUCAUCCCUCACUUAACAGAAAACUAUGGUGCUUCAAGGGACCCACCUGAGAAACAAGCACCCAUGUGCACCGUGCACUCAUUCCCUCACAAUAUUGACCACUGCUUGACAUGGGCUCGAUCUGAGUUUGAGGGAUUGCUUGAGAAAACUCCUGCUGAAGUGAAUGCUUAUCUAUCCAACCCGGCUGAAUACACUACUGCAAUGACCAAUGCUGGUGAUGCUCAAGCUAGGGAUAACUUGGAACGUGUUCUUGAGUGCCUUGACAGGGAAAAAUGUGAGACGUUUCAGGACUGCAUUACCUGGGCUCGUCUAAAGUUUGAAGAUUAUUUUUCCAACCGUGUCAAGCAGUUGAUUUACACAUUUCCUGAAGAUGCUGCUACCAGUACUGGGGCCCCGUUCUGGUCAGCCCCAAAGCGAUUCCCUCACCCACUGCAGUUCUCAGCUGCUGAUCCUAGUCAUCUCCAUUUUGUUAUGGCCGCAUCAAUGCUACGAGCUGAGACAUUCGGCAUUCCGGUUCCUGGUUGGGCCAAGAAUCCUAAGCUGUUGGCUGAGGCUGUUGACAAAGUAAUUGUCCCAGAAUUUCAGCCAAAGAAUGAUGCAAGAAUAGUUACCGAUGAGAAAGCUACUACUCUCUCCACUGCUUCUGUGGAUGAUGCAGCAGUUAUCAAUGAUUUAAUCAUGAAGUUAGAGCAGUGCAGGAAGAACCUACCACCGGAGUUCAGGAUGAAACCAAUUCAGUUUGAAAAGGAUGAUGACACGAAUUAUCACAUGGAUAUGAUAGCUGGGCUUGCCAACAUGAGAGCAAGAAACUAUAGCAUUCCUGAGGUUGACAAGCUAAAAGCCAAGUUUAUUGCUGGAAGGAUUAUUCCUGCUAUUGCAACUUCCACUGCAAUGGCGACAGGUCUUGUGUGCCUGGAGCUAUACAAGGUUCUGGAUGGAGGGCACAAAUUAGAAGACUACCGCAACACAUUUGCUAACCUUGCAUUGCCUCUAUUUUCCAUGGCUGAGCCUGUCCCGCCCAAGGUCAUGAAACACCGUGAUAUGAGCUGGACUGUUUGGGAUAGAUGGAUCCUGAAAGGCAAUCCCACCCUCAGGGAUCUUAUUGAAUGGCUCAAGCAGAAAGGGCUGAAUGCUUAUAGCAUCUCAUGUGGAAGUUGCUUACUCUUUAAUAGUAUGUUCCCCAGGCACAGAGAACGGAUGGACAAGAAAGUGGUUGAUCUGGCAAGAGAAGUGGCGAAAGUAGAAUUGCCUCCAUACCGUCGUCACUUAGAUGUUGUUGUGGCAUGUGAGGAUGAUGAGGAUAAUGAUAUCGAUAUUCCUCUGGUAUCGAUUUACUUCCGUUAAAAUGUUGUUUUCCCGAUCCACCAAACCAGUCAAACUGUGAUUUAAGAAUGAGAACCCUAUUAUUCGAAGUAGUAUCUUUGGUUCUGUUUUAUAUUGAAGAGGUACAAAAUCAAAAUUUUACAUCAGUUUCACUUGUCAUAUAGAAACCGAAAGCAACUCUGAUUGUUGUUAUAUAUUUCUAUAUUUGCUUUUA